Molecule: messenger RNA, 1967 nt
Organism: Helicoverpa zea (corn earworm)
Lineage: Eukaryota; Metazoa; Arthropoda; Insecta; Lepidoptera; Noctuidae
Exons: 10
Coding region: 218-1849 (543 amino acids)
Molecular function (GO): protein binding
Source: RefSeq, a predicted model, not a curated record
AGUACCUAUCUCAUGUCAAAACAAUCAUGAUACAGAUCUUUCAACAGUGACAACUUAGUUUGUGUCACGUAUUUCAAAAUUUAAAAAGUAAAAAUAUCCUGUCAUAUUUGACAAAAUGUAUAUUCUCAAUGAAAAAAUAUCAUCUUUUUAAUCAAUCAUCAAUUAUAUUAUAUUUUAUUGUAAUCAAAUAAUUUUAUUUGAGUGAAAUCAAUAAAUCAUGAUGUCUCAGACUGAGAUUCCCAAGAAACGAGCCUUGCCAAGGUUGAUGGCAUGUAUGACCAAAAACAGUUUGGACAAUUUUCGUAGCAAAGCUCUGUUCUCUUUAGCCAUUCUCGAUUCCAACGGCAUACGAAGGCGAAAAUUUCCUUUAUACGAGUGCCUGAUUUUGGAACUCAAAGAAGCUGGUUAUUCAGAUUCUUCGGGAUAUCUGCAAGACUUGAUCUACGAUAACAAACAGCUGGUCAGCCAGGACGAUAUAGGAAUUGUAGUGGACCUCAGGAAAAGAGACGAUUAUCUUGAACAUAUAUGUGAUAUUCUGCAAAAGGCUGAAAAACAACGCGAUAGGGGUAAUAUAAAGCAGGAGUGCGAACACAUACUCGGCCUUGCAAUGUUCUAUGCUGAAAAGGAAAAGGGUAUCUUGUGGCUUGCUGAAAAAUUCUAUCAAUUAGCUAUUGCUGUAUCCAGCAAGUAUCUCGUCGAUGGCGGUCGACUGAAAGCUGUCUGCAAAUAUCACUACGGAAAGUUUCUGUUGGAUAAAUUUCCUGGAGCAGAUCCUGAGGAACCAUUUAUGUUGCUGACAGAAGUUCGAGAUUCUGCCAUCGGAAAGAAUUGGCUCUUGUACGAACCGAAAGAGGAAGGAGAAGAGGCUCCUCCAGAUACAGUGUUUGGGUCUACUGCCCUUCAGUUGCAUAGAGUACUUCUCAACAAAGCAAGAGCGGUGAGGAAGGAGGACACUCCUAAAGCAGAAAGGUUGGCACGCUUGGCUGAGAGGAGAGCUAAAGAUGCUGGGGAGACUGGCAAAACAGCAGAAGCGAUAAUUGAGAUUGGCAUUUGUCAGCUCAUGAUGAACAAUUUGAACAACGCUCAGAAAACUUUUGAGAGGGCGUUCAAAAUACAUGAGCGGAGCCAAAACGUAGAAGGGCUUUGCGAAGCUAGAAUGCACCUGGCUGCAGUUAUGCAACGAUUGGGUGAACAUGAAGCUGCGGCCAAGUUGCUAACAGAGAUGGGAGCCAUUGCCAUGGAACAUGGCUUGAGGCGUCAGCUUGGACGGGCCCUGCACUUACUUGGCGAGCUACAUCUGAGGAGAGAGCGCCCGGAGUUGGGCACGCAACACUUGGCUGAGGCGUUUCUUUGCUUCAUGGGAUUUAGGUUUCAGGCAAUGCAAAGUGAAGACAUAAUAGGUUUAGAUGAGGUUCAGGAUGAAGACCUUGAUGCUAUAUACGUGGGUGAAACGAAAGAAAUGUACGAAGAGGAAGCUGAACAAGCAAGACUUAUGUGUGCCAUUUCUGCAGGUCAAGAACUAAUGGCUUCCUACUUCAAUUUGCUGAGGGAAGCCGGAGACUGUGCGGUGGCUAAAAUGAAAACGAUUGAAUGGAAACUGUCGCACGCGCGCUGGUGGGUCAAGCGACGUCAUCACGAUUUCCUGCCGUGUAUGUGCCCCGCACAUAAGCGGACUCCGCUAGAUGUACUGUGGAUUCAAGUGGAGUGCAAGAAGUCGCUAGUGCACGUUUCUAUGUUUGACUUCUCCAACGAAGCACUUGGUAGAACAUCCACAAUUCACGAUAUCCGUAAACUUCAUAGCAGCUACCUUCGUACCAUCGACAGCAAAGCUGCACUAGACAUACAAUAGUAGUCUGUAUUUCCUACAUACUCUUCAAAACCUUACCUUCUCACCGAUAUAUUGAUUUUUAUAAUAAUUUAGGUUAAUUUACAAAUAAAAUACUAGAUUAUAUUCAUUACAAAGUUUA